Molecule: messenger RNA, 1950 nt
Organism: Anopheles bellator
Lineage: Eukaryota; Metazoa; Arthropoda; Insecta; Diptera; Culicidae
Gene: Dsor1
Product: dual specificity mitogen-activated protein kinase kinase dSOR1
Exons: 3
Coding region: 280-1500 (406 amino acids)
Biological process (GO): protein phosphorylation
Molecular function (GO): ATP binding; protein kinase activity
Source: RefSeq, a predicted model, not a curated record
CAGGCAAUCUCUUUCACUUCAGAGAAGUUUUUUAUUCCACUUGUUUUACUGAAAAGACACACCAAAGCGAAACAAAUCGAUUCCAUUCGAGUUAAAGCGUUUAACGAGUCGCUGAACAGUGUUUGCAUAGUCCGCUAGUGAUAUUUUCUGUGAUUAUCCGUUGUGAUCCAGUUGGUACUGCGAUCCUCUUGUGUUUUUAUUGCAUCUGUUGUCAAUUGGCUCGUACGUUCGUUUUUCGUCAGUAUUUGAUCCUUGAACACGCAUUUAACACGGCACCAGAUGAGUAAGAUGACGAAAAACAAACUGAACCUCACUCUACCGCCCGGUUCGGUGGACGUUCCUGCUGGACAGCAGACCACUCCGACACCCUCGUUCAAAACGCCAUCCGGUACGGAGUACGUGAUCGGCAAACACAAUCUGCUGGGCAAGCCUAAGAACAGCAUCGACGCGCUCACCGAAACACUCGAGGAACUGGAGAUGGAAGAGAGUGCACGCAAGCGUAUAAAAGUGUUUCUGAGUCAAAAGGAAAAGAUUGGCGAACUGAGCGACGAAGAUCUGGAAAAGCUGGGUGAGCUGGGCUCCGGAAACGGCGGGGUCGUAAUGAAGGUGCGCCACAUUCCAACGCAGCUGAUAAUGGCCCGCAAACUGAUACACCUGGAGGUGAAGCCGGCCAUCAAGAAGCAGAUCAUUCGCGAGCUGAAAGUGUUGCACGAGUGCAACUUCCCACACAUCGUUGGAUUCUACGGUGCGUUCUACAGCGAUGGCGAAAUCAGCAUCUGCAUGGAGUACAUGGACGGUGGUUCGUUGGAUUUGAUUUUAAAACGGGCCGGCAGGAUACCGGAAGCUAUUUUGGCCAAAAUCACGGCCGCUGUGCUGAAGGGCUUGAGCUAUCUGCGAGACAAGCACGCCAUCAUGCACCGAGACGUUAAGCCUAGCAACAUCCUCGUCAACAGCAGCGGAGAGAUCAAGAUAUGCGAUUUCGGAGUGUCUGGGCAGCUGAUUGAUUCGAUGGCUAAUUCCUUCGUCGGUACCCGCAGUUACAUGUCGCCGGAACGUUUGCAGGGAACGCAUUACUCCGUGCAGUCCGAUAUCUGGUCGUUGGGUCUUUCGCUGGUUGAGAUGGCCAUCGGAAUGUAUCCCAUUCCGCCGCCUGACGGUAAAACGUUGGACUUAAUUUUCCAAGACAGAGGCGACGACAGCUCUCCCGGACAGAACAUUAUCGAGCCAAAACCGAUGGCCAUCUUCGAGCUGCUCGAUUACAUCGUGAACGAACCGCCUCCGAGAUUGGAGCACAAUUCAUUCACGGACCGUUUCAAAGAUUUCGUCGACCGAUGCCUGAAAAAGAAUCCGGAGGAACGGGCCGACUUGAAGACGUUAAUGAACCACGAUUGGAUUAAGAACAUCGAGACCGAGGACGUAGAUAUUGCUGGGUGGGUUUGCCGGACUAUGGAUUUGGCGCCUUCCACCCCGAAGCGCAACGCGUCACCGUUUGCGAAUUAAAACAAACAUUUACAAACCACGUAAUGUAUGUGUCGAUGUCACUCUGGCCGAAUAUUUCCUCGUGUUUUUUUGUAACGAUACAGCGAAUGCAUUUCCAGUCAUAGCUGUCGUAGAACAGCUCUAGCGAGAGAGAUAAUGGAACUCAUAGGAUCGCGGAUGAAAGUUACACUAAAUCUAUCAUAGUUUAAGCGAUGCGUUAUAAAAUAUAAAUAUUUAAAGCAAUCCCAAAUACAUUUCUUGUGUAGAUAAUUACUAUACUUUUUAAAAAUCACGCAAACCCAUUUCGGAUGUCUUUUAAAGACCAUUUUUUAAAACAGAGCCAUAUUUCCCUUGCAAAAUGUGUCGCGCUAGAGUUUCGAAAACUAUGGCCAUUGUAAAGCGUAUUCAAAUUGUAUUCUAGAUGAACCCGUUUCAACAAGCUAGAAAAAGAGGUGUAGUCGAAGAUCAAAA